AAUGUGUCAAAGUGUCAACAAAGAAGAAAAAUAGUUUAUCAAAAUCAGUAGGGAAAACUCGACAAAAAAGACCAAAAAACAGACGGAAACGCUGGCCUCAUCGUUCGAGCUUUGCCAUCUGCUCGGUUCCAUCGGGUGUUUCUGUUGAUUGUGGCAACAAUACAACCACGUGCCUGUGACCGUAUGGUAGUGCUGCUGCUGUUGCAAUGUGCGCCCACCUUGCAAGUUCUUCCGUGGGCAGGAUAAUGCAGGACACUCGUCGGUGGUUUUGGGCUGUGCAACGUUGGUAGGCUUGUUGAAAAAAAACGGGGAGAAAGCGAGACAAUGCAUACAUAAAAGGCGUGUUGUGCCCUGCCGAUCGGGAACAAAAGUUACACUGAAUGGCGAAGAAAACUCUUUGCGCUUUCAACGCACACUAAUGUGAACAUCCUCCUCCGCUGCCUCUGUCUGGCCUUAGCGAAGCAAAACAGCAUCAUCCAUCACCCAUCGUGCACGUAGCUCGUCCUUGCCGUUGGCCUUACGCACGCCUUCGAUCAUGUCCGGAAUGUACGGUCACAGCCGUGAAGCGGUGCGAGUGAAAGUGAAGAAAUGUGAGAAGAACGUGCCGUCGGAAACGAGGAAAUUCAGCGUCGAUCCACAAAUUACCAACCUCGAGGUGCUGUACUCGCUGCUUGCGAAAGCGUUCGACUUGAAAACGGACUUUGGCAUCAGCUACAAGGUGAUCGAAGCGAACGGGCAGGAAAGCUACCUGGUCGUACUGUCCGACUGGGACCUGGAAGCGGCCUUCCUGCGCGCCCAUAAUCAAUCGAUCGCAAGCAAGAGCGAACCGUGCUUGAACCUUCGCGUCGAUAUAAAACCCUUCUCGGAAGCGUCGGAAUGGGAUGGGAAUGGUACGGCGACGACCACGAGCAUACCGCGCGAGCUGGUCUCGCUACAGCAGUCGAUCGGCGCAGGGCAGAAGUAUGUGCAGAACAAGCUGCCCGGACUGAUCAUGAACCAGAUGGAGAAAACGUUCUCGAUGGUGCAGCGAGCGUUCAAUCUGGUCGAAGAUCCGCUGCUAACGCAACCGAUAAGGCCACCGCUGGCGGAUGCAGAGUUUCGCAAGCUGCAAGAUUCGGUUGGCCAAAUUUUAGCUCCCGAGCAGCUGCGUAAAGUGAUAUAUCUCGGUGGAAUCGAUCCUAGCCUGAGGCGUGUUGUGUGGAAGCACAUACUGAACGUUUACCCCGAUGGCAUGACGGGCCGGGAACGAAUGGAAUACAUGAAAAAGAAAUCAGCUGAAUACUACCGGCUGCGUGACGUUUGGCGCAGUACGAUGCAGCGAGGCAACAUCGUCGGUGAGCUAGCGUACGUGACCAGCAUGGUGCGGAAGGAUGUCCUGCGCACCGAUCGGCUACACCCGUUCUAUGCCGGCAGCGACGACAACCAGAACAUUGCCGCACUGUUCAACGUGCUCACGACCUACGCACUGAACCAUCCGGCCGUUAGCUACUGCCAGGGCAUGUCGGACAUUGCCUCGCCGUUGCUGGUAACGAUGGGCGAUGAGGCACAGGCGUACAUCUGCUUCUGUGCCAUCAUGGAACGGCUCAGCUGCAACUUUAUGCUGGACGGCAUUGCGAUGACGCUCAAGUUUUCCCAUCUCUCCGAAGCGCUCCAAUACUACGAUCCGGACUUUUUCGCCUAUCUGAAGCACCAUCAAGCGGAUGAUUUGCUGUUCUGCUACCGGUGGUUGCUGCUGGAGAUGAAGCGCGAAUUUGCGUUCGAUGAUGCGCUGAGGAUGUUGGAAGUACUGUGGAGCUCACUGCCACCGAUGGCACCGAAGGGAGAGUUGGCACUGUACGAGCGAGAGUAUGAGCCACCGCCACCGGACGAAAGCACGCAUCCACCACCCAGCCAAAGCCCGUCCGUAAUGCUGCGAACACCGCGUGAAAAUCCCUACACAAAGGUGUGUGCCCUUCGACGGCAGAGUUCGGCACUGUCGCUUAGCUCGUCCUGUUGCACCUCAACGAAUCCACUCGCCAAUCCAGCGAGUCGGUACGACCGGUACGGUGGGGUAGGUGUCGGUGGUCGAUUAGAUGCGUCCCGACGGCUCAAUCUAAGCCUGGACGAGAACAUAACGCGUGAAAACAUUUACUCCACAAAGGUGGGACACGUGCAAAAGGUACACCAAAGCUUGGACGAAGCGAAGAUCGCACUGGUGAAGCAGCGGAAGAUUGUGCGAAGCGUUGGCGAUGACGAUAACAUACAGGAAGGGUUCGAAGUGACACAGCCCGGUGCGGUUGUACCGGGCGAGGAUGACAAUGCAACGGAUGUGGAGGACAGUGUAUUCCACUCGCCGCAGCAUCAGUACGUCACGAAAGGCAGCAGCAAAACGAAUCCUUUCAUUGAUGGAUCGAUGGAAAGCGUUUCCACGCAAGAACCGCCCGGGGACGGCAGUGCGGCCGAGUUUAAGCCCGAAUCUUCAACACCCGGCACAAACAGCAGCAGUGCGGCCAGCAGUGUACGAAACUCGCCCGUAAUAGGACGCAGCCGAAGCCUUUUCUCCACCUCAGCCGCCACGGGGAAAAUGAUCGCCCGGCAGUUAAGCAAUCAAAAGAAACAUUUCACCUCCUCCACGGCCGGCGGUGGUUCGAGCGGUGGCACGAGCGGGGUAGGACAUUUCCACGACCUAAAAGAAAAGCUUGCCGCAAGCAGGAAAGGCAUUUUUGCUUCGCUCGACAAAACGCAGCACAGUGUCGAGGGUGGAAAUGCGACGCCGGUGGACGGAUCGGCAACGGCACGAUCGAACCAGCAGGUGGAAAAAUCGAAACCGAAGCUGGUGAAAAAUUUCAACGAGUUCCUUAACUUUGCCGCCAUGAACAAGAGCCGCAUUAGCGAUCGUUUGGUGACGAAAAAGAUGCUCACGCAAAACGCGAACAAUGCCCACAACAGCUGCUCGAUCGAUUCCACCACCAGCAGCUACACGACGACUACGACCGGUGGGAUGGGCGUGGGGGAGGUGUCACGGGACGAUUCAACCGAAACGAUCGAAUACAACGAGCUGAAGCCGAAGCCCGUGAUCAAGCUGACCAAAUCUUCGUUCGAUGAUUCCGAUUCUUCCGCGACGAGCGUCGGCAUGGGGAUGGAUUCGAUGGCAACGACGACGGCCCUGUCGCGAUCCAGCGACAACAGUAGCUUCAUUGUGGACGAUAGUUCUGCUUCCGUGUCGCCCGUACACAUCCGGCGCGAAGAACCGGACCAGUCGGGUGCAAAUGCUCGCCCAACGGAGUUGUUCGUUGUGGCUGGCGCUUCCACCGUAGUUGCGUCCGUCACCGGCGGCGAUGGUAGCAGUCCGGACGAUUCGCAAGAAUACUUCCCGAUGACAACGUCCAUGACGCGGGAACUGCGGCUCGAGCUGGAAAACCUCGAUCGGCACGUUUUCGGGAACGAUUUCCACAGCAAACAGCAACGGUUCUACACGCUUAGCAGUUGCGUCGAUCUGGAAACGCCACCGGAAAGCGGUGACUCGACGAUGGUACCGAUCGAGCCCGAUACCACCGUGCGCAGGGUACCGCUCGCGGCCACUAGCACGACCAUCGCGUACAGCAAGCUCGACAAUAAUGGCAGCAGUUUACCGCGUACGCUCGAGACGGCGACGAUGGAAAUUGAAUCAAUUGAUGAAAUCUGUGAUCGUUCCCCGGGCGAGCAAGGCACCGAGGAGACCAGAAAGGAAACGGAUACGGUGGUACGGUACCGGGAGAAACCGGGUCGACGGCGAACGGGCACGGGCGGUGCGACCGGCAGCAUUGUGAGUGAAAAUCGCGACAGCAAACGCAUCAGCACGUCCAGCGCAAACGUCAGCAGCGAUGUGUUUGUGUGGGAAAACCCGCUGCACCACGUGUGUGGCGACGACGAGGAACAGGUAAGUCCGGCGUCGGGUGGAAUGGUCACGGGCGAGGUGACCCAGAUACAGAAGCGAACGGCCACUACGCCCGACGAACAUCCGGAGCUAGAGUACGAUGGGGAAAUCAUUGAGGAAACGACGCUGGGCAAGAAGUCCGUCACACCGAUACGGUUGGUGAGGAAAAAUGGCGACCGUUCCGUACCCGGGUCGGCGCGAAACUCGAUGAUCUUGCCCGAUUCGUCCGACUCGUCGGAUGAUUCACCGCUGUCGCGAUCGCCGGCAGCGGUCAAGUUUAAGUUUCAUCCAAACAAUCCCUUCUUCGAUGCUGCCUCGAACGCGAUCGAUAACCGACCGACGGCGCUGGUCCAUACGGCCGUGGAUGGUGCCGGCGAUGGGGAACUGUUGGAGCAGGGCACGGAAGCGUCCGGUGUUUCUCCGGUGAACUUACCGGCCACGGAGAGCACUGCUGCGGUUGCUACACACCCGGCAGUAUUAGCUUCACCGACAAUGAUCUCCUCACUUCCACUGGAACCGAGUGCGCUGGAUGUAAGCUUUGGUGAGCCGGGCCCGGAUGGAAGUGGCCCGGUUCCACCUUCCACCACCACCACAAGCACCACCAUUCCCAGCAUGAAGGUGGCGGGUGUUUUGCCACCACCGCAAGAGUUCGGCGGUGGCAAUCCGUUCCUUAUGUUUCUUUGCCUAACGAUACUGCUGCAGCAUCGUGACUACAUCAUGAAGACUGGGAUGGAUUACAACGAGAUGGCGAUGCAUUUCGAUAAGAUGGUCCGCAAGCACAACGUGACCCGGGUGCUUAACCAGGCCCGGCAAAUGUACGCCGAAUAUCGGCGCAUGUACCAGCAGCAAUUGAUGGCGAGCGGGGCCAACGGGGGUGGAUGCGGUAAGGGCAGUUUGCCGGGUUCUGUAUCGAUGAUGGCCAACAGCUACCAUGGGAGCAUGAGCCUGGGCAGUGGUGUUGCCGGGUCGGAUCUACUAGCCCGGAAAGCAUCCGCACCGGAAGUGAGCUCGGCACGUCGAAACACCGGCGGUGAUUUAACGCUCAUGACGUAGUUCGAGCACCCGGCUGUUGGGGUGCAGCGAAUUGUGUUUAUUUGUGUUCCUUUUUACGUACAUUCAUAUACCUCUGAGUUUUAAGACUUUGUUCAAGACGAUUUACAGUGAGAUUUAUGUUUACGGUAUACAAUAAGUACUCACGGGGGGGAGUACUCUAGGUUGGUUCGAUACGAACCUGUCCCUAGUAGCAUCGGGGGUGGUUCAGUUGAUCUCUGUCUCCGAGGUGGACAGUCGAGAGAGCAUGCCGCUAAAACAGGGAUGGGCUGGCAUUUAUAGCUAAUUUUAUUUUUACAAAAAAAACCCAAACGCCAAACGAUUUCCUCCCCCUCUACUCAACUUUUGUUUUUUUAAGUAUUCCUUUUUUUGCAAUUUUUUUAAAAAGUUGAGCAAUGGCAAAAGAAAUGAAUAUCGUGAUAUUUUAAUUAGAGAUACUGCAGCUACCGUGAGAUGGGCGUGGAACGAUGCGCAGAUGUUUUAACUAUUAAGUUCCGGUACGAUUACUAUAAAGGAGGUCGUUGAGACUCAAACUGGGGCGACAUUCUUCCUGCAGAGAAAAACAGACCCCCACACCCACACAAGCACUGGCAGCAACUGCUUCACAUUUAGCUCGCAAAGCAAAAGAGGCCGCAUUGGGACGGCAGCCUACGCUACCGUCACAAAAUUAGUAAACGUAGUCUACAAUUCGCCCCCUGGCAUUGUAUCGCAACACGCGCUCCUCUACACUCACGCUACUAAAAUCCACCGAACUACUAGUACUGGUACUACUUCUGUUGCUGCUGAUGGUUAUAGAUAAAGAAAAUAUGGAGAAGCAAAGAAGCAUAUAAUAGAGGGCGCGAAGUAUUCGCCACCUCUGGGAGCUAUUUACAGUGAGCAGAGCGCAUUGUAGUCUAGAGAUAUUAGUCACGCGUGCAAGCAAACAAGCAGAAACCCCCGCCCAAACACACCCACAGAAGCCUAUUGCAAGCCUGUAGAUAUAGAUAGAACUCAUCCAAUUAUAGUGACUUAAUGUCCCUUUCUGUCGUUCGUGCUCACUUAGGGAGCGGAAGCGGAAAGCACAGUGGCUCAAUAAUUGUCCUAAGUCUGCUCCAAGGAAGCGGCAAUAAGUCAGCCAGCAAGUUGGACUAGACCCAAGCCCCCACCAUAACGAACGGGGACCCCAUUAGUAUCGGCAAGAGUGGACUAUAUCGCUGGACGUGUGUAUCUUUUAUCCAGGAUUUUUGCUUUUUUCAGUGUGAUAGAGAACAAAAGGCUAGGAUAAUGAGGAGGAGAGAUAGAGAAAGGGGAAGACCCGAACCAUUCCAUGCCUGUUGUUGGCUAUGUUGGUUGUUGGACAUGCCCGAUCGGUGUAGGUGAGAGUCGUUUGUUGGUCGGCUCGCGAAAAAGCUGUUGUUGAAGGGCCCAAAAUAAUAUUAUAAAGCAACACCAUCGUUAGCUGUAUUUGAUGUAGGACAAGGACACGCGGCCACACAGAAGAGGAAGAAGGUUUGCUACUUUUGCUGCACCAUUUUCACCGUUCUGUUACUUAGGGCCUUAUUAGAUUUUCUUUACCGAGCACAUGGUCACAAUCUUUCGAAAGCAUCAACUGCGCAGGUGUCAAAAGCUUUUAACCGCACAGCGCCAUUUUCGACUAACGACUUUACUAAGUGCACAAAAGACACAACAGAACGCCUCCGAUCGAAGGUACUAUUUGAUCCGACGAUCGUUUGGAGCGUCUUGAGAAUGUAUAACGAUUUGUAUUGCAAAAUUUAAGGAAAAAACCAAAAGUGUAUCUCAUUCCAUUCUCUCCUUCCCUCUCUCUCUCUCUCUCUCCUUUUGUGCUCAAAACUCAAACGAACCAAAAAAAAGUUACGAAAAAAGUGCAAAAUUAAGGCGUGUGCACUAAAUUGCAGCUACAGUAGAGGACAGGCAGGACGUGUCUUACUUAUUUAAACUGACAGUUAACGCUGGCCGGGCGAUGGAGGCAAAUAACACACACACACAUUUACUCGUUGCGUUCGAGGUUGGAUGGGAAGAUUAAACUUAAUUAAAAACAAAAGUAUUAAGCAAACAACAAAAAAACGGCCCUGCGUAUGGGGGAAGCAACAAAAAACAAAACCGCGCAUCAAUUUUCUCUCAUAAAUACCGUACCAAAACAAGCACAUGAAGAAUUGCAAUAAAAAACAUUCAUUCGGAAGAGAA
Anopheles stephensi (Asian malaria mosquito) is the source of this 7129-nucleotide messenger RNA. RefSeq lists its product as uncharacterized. NCBI's taxonomy places the organism in Eukaryota, Metazoa, Arthropoda, Insecta, Diptera, Culicidae. Gene Ontology annotation, molecular function: GTPase activator activity. Gene Ontology annotation, biological process: regulation of autophagosome maturation; activation of GTPase activity. Bases 536 to 4948 code for a protein of 1470 amino acids. The record is from RefSeq and is a predicted model, not a curated record. The transcript has 3 exons. Gene Ontology annotation, cellular component: autophagosome.